Bipolaris victoriae FI3 is the source of this 903-nucleotide messenger RNA. RefSeq lists its product as hypothetical. The transcript is spliced from 2 exons. The record is from RefSeq and is a predicted model, not a curated record. Bases 1 to 903 code for a protein of 300 amino acids. Lineage: Eukaryota; Fungi; Ascomycota; Dothideomycetes; Pleosporales; Pleosporaceae.
AUGAUGGCUUUCCAUCUCCUUCUAGUCAUAUCACAGAUUACUAGUGCAGCCGGCUACUGUUACAGCCGUAACGGCACUACUCUCCUCAAUGCGGCCUUUCAACCAUGCAACAACACGACAAAAUAUUCCGCAUGCUGCAUGACGAACCAUAGCGGCGCUGGAGACAUUGGCAUUGCAGAUGAUGUGUGUAUGGAAAAUGGUCUUUGUCAAAACUAUGCGGUGUAUAAUGGGAAUAAUGAGGGUGAGCAAGUUUGGUCAAGACAAGGUUGUACAGACCCGCUGUGGAACAGUCCCUACUGUCUUGGAGACGUGUGCAACAAGCCAGAGUACGCCGACAAGUGGGGUAAUGUGGGCGUCCAUAACUGUGGAGGAGAAAAUUGGUGCUGUGGGGAGAAAACUUGUUGUAAUGAUGAGAGCAACAUCUUCGAACUCGCAGCAACUGUGGGCCCUAUAUCGACUAUUAUCUCAGCAACGCCCUCAGUAACGCCCUUUCUAUCAGCAACGCCCAGUUCCUCAGCCAUAACAUUGUCAACCUUGACUCCUACCCCGUCUUCUGUCCUCGAGGGGAACGUCUCAUCAGGUGGUCUUAGUGCAGUCGCAAAAGCUGGUAUCGGGGUGGGUAUAGCAGUUUUUGUGAUCCUAGCAGCAGGAAUAUCAUGGAUGAUAUCUAGGUCGAGAAAUUCCAGUGGAGGAGACGGCAGUUCUUCAGACGAAAGUACGCUGGACACAGAUCUGGCGAAGGGGGAAAUGCAUCAGUCACGUGUCCAUGCACAUGAAUUGUGGUCGAAUCAUGGAUAUGGGGAACUGGGUCAACGUGAAAAUGCGGAACUAAUGGCAAACAACGCUCCUCAGGAGUUAGAGGGUAUAAGUCGCAAUGUGCGCACUGAGCCCCAUUUAUUUUAA